AUGGCGGCCUCAGUCAAAGUGGCGGUGCGCGUCCGGCCGUUCAACUCCAGGGAGACGGGCAAGGACAGCAAGUGCAUCAUCCAGAUGAACGGGAACACCACCACCAUCCUCAACCCCAAGCAGCCCAAGGAGAACAAGAGCUUCAACUUCGACUACUCCUACUGGUCCCACACCACUCCGGAGGACUCCAACUUUGCGUCGCAGGUCCAGGUCUACAAAGACAUCGGGGAGGAGAUGUUGCUUCACGCCUUCGAGGGAUACAACGUCUGCAUCUUCGCCUACGGCCAGACGGGCGCCGGCAAGUCCUACACCAUGAUGGGCAAGCAGGACGUCAAGGACCAGCAAGGGAUCAUUCCCCUGCUCUGUGAGGACCUGUUCACCAAGUUCAACGACACCAACAUCGACAACAACAUGGCCUACUCUGUGGAGGUGAGCUACAUGGAGAUCUACUGCGAGCGCGUGCGUGACCUGCUGAACCCCAAGAACAAGGGCCACCUGCGGGUCCGCGAGCACCCUCUGAUGGGGCCCUACGUGGAGGACCUCUCCAAGCUGGCUGUCACCUCCUACAACGACAUCCAGGACCUCAUGGAAUCUGGGAACAAGGCCAGGACCGUGGCGGCGACCAACAUGAACGAGAGCAGCAGUCGUUCCCACGCCGUCUUCAACAUCAUCUUCACCCAGAAGCGCCGCAACGCAGACACCGACAACACCUCAGAGAAGGUGAGUAAGAUCAGCCUGGUGGAUCUGGCGGGCAGCGAGCGGGCCGACUCCACCGGCGCCAAGGGAACCAGACUCAAGGAAGGAGCAAACAUCAACAAGUCCCUCACCACCCUGGGAAAGGUGAUCUCCGCCCUGGCAGAAGUGGACUCUGGACCCAACAAGAACAAGAAGAAGAAGAAGGUGGAGAACCACAUCCCCUACAGAGACUCUGUGUUGACCUGGCUCCUACGAGAGAACCUGGGGGGUAACUCCCGGACGGCGAUGGUGGCCGCGCUGAGUCCUGCGGACAUCAACUACGAUGAGACUCUGAGCACCCUCAGGUACGCGGACCGGGCCAAGCAGAUCCGCUGCAACGCUGUGAUCAACGAGGACCCCAACAACCGGCUGGUGCGGGAGCUGAAGGACGAGGUGUCGCGGCUCCGAGACCUGCUGCUGGCCCAGGGCCUGGGGGACAUCAUUGAGAUGACCAGUAGCACGACGGGGAUGAGCCCCUCGCCCUCCCUGUCGGUGCUGUCCAGCCGGGCCGGCUCCAUCGCCAGCCUGCACGACCGCAUCAUGUUCACCCCCGGCAGCGAGGAGGCCAUCGAACGCCUCAAGGAAACCGAAAAGAUUAUUGCUGAACUCAACGAGACCUGGGAGGAGAAGCUCCGUCGCACUGAGGCCAUCCGGAUGGAGAGAGAGGCUCUGCUGGCGGAGAUGGGCGUGGCCAUGAGGGAAGACGGAGGUACCCUGGGCGUGUUCUCACCCAAGAAGACCCCUCAUCUGGUGAACCUGAACGAAGACCCCCUGAUGUCAGAGUGUCUCCUGUACUACAUCAAGGACGGCGUCACCAGGGUCGGCCGCGUGGACGCCAGCAGCCGCCAGGACAUCGUGCUGAGCGGACACUUCAUCAUGGACGAACACUGCACCUUCACCAGCUCCACAGGCCCCACUGGAGAGGCCGUGGUGUUGGAGCCCUGCGAGGAUGCGGAGACGUACGUCAACGGGAAGAGGGUGACCGAGGCCACCGUCCUGAAGUCAGGGAACCGCAUCAUCCUGGGGAAGAGCCACGUCUUCCGCUUCAACCACCCAGAGCAGGCCCGCGCCGAGAGGGAGCGGACGCCCUGCGCCGAGACCCCCGUGGAGCCCGUGGACUGGGCCUUCGCCCAGAGGGAGCUGCUGGACAAGCAGGGCAUCGACAUGAAGCACGAGAUGGACCAGAGGCUGCAGGAGCUGGAGGAACUCUACCGUAAAGAACGGGAGGAGGCCAACCACCUUCUGGAGCAGCAGCGGCUGGAGUACGAGAGCAAGCUGGAGGCGCUUCAGAAGCAGGUGGACCGCUGCCUCCCCGACGCCACAGAGGAAGAGGAGGAGCCAGAGGAAGAAGUCCAGUGGACGGCGAAGGAGACGGAGCUGGCCGUGUGGGGCUUCCGCAAGUGGCGGUCGUACCAGUUCACCUCCCUGAGGGACCUGCUGUGGGGAAACGCCAUCUUCCUGAAGGAGGCCAACGCCAUCAGCGUGGAGCUCAAGAAGAAGGUCCAGUUCCAGUUUGUCCUGCUGACGGACACGCUGUACUCCCCGCUGCCCCAAGACCUGCUGCCCCCCGAGACCGAGAAGGACCGCGAGGCGAGGCACUUCCCCCGCACCAUCGUGGCCGUCGAGGUGCAGGACCAGAAGAACGGGGCGACCCACUACUGGACCCUGGAGAAGCUCAGACAGAGGCUGGACCUGAUGAGGGAGAUGUACGACCGCGCCGCCGAGGUGCCCAGCAGCAACGCGGUCGAGGACAGUGAGAGCGUGAUGACCGGAGGAGACCCGUUCUACGACCGCUUCCCCUGGUUCCGUCUGGUCGGCAGGUCCUUCGUCUACCUGAGUAACCUUCUGUACCCAGUGCCUCUGGUGCAUCGCGUUGCCGUGGUGAAUGAGAAGGGCGAGGUGAAGGGUUUCCUGCGCGUGGCGGUGCAGGCCAUAUCAGGCGACGAGGAGGCUCCAGACUACGGCUCAGGAGUACGCCAGUCAGGGACCGCCAAGAUCACCUUCGAUGACCACCAGUUUGAGAAGUUCCAGUCUGAAUCCGGUCCGGGUGUUCCGCUGGUUCCGCUGGGGGGCGUGUCCCGGGCAGGGGGCGUGUCCCAAGAGGAGCUGCGCUUCGUGGAGGGGGAGGGGCAGAGUGCAGAGACAGCGCCCUCUGCUGACGAGGUCAACAACAACACAGCUGGGUCUGAUGAGGCGGACGCUCCGGCCAAGCCCCCCCUGGACGCCCCUCUGGGGGGCGCUCUAGAGCACCUGAAGAUCGGCAGCCUGUUCACCUUCAGGGUCACCGUGCUGCAGGCCUACAGCAUCUCGGCCGAGUACGCAGACAUCUUCUGCCAGUUCAACUUCAUCCACCGCCAUGACGAGGCGUUCUCCACGGAGCCCCUGAAGAACACCGGGCGUGGUCCCCCGCUCGGGUUCUACCACGUACAGAACAUCGCGGUGGAGGUGACCAAGUCGUUCGUGGAGUACAUCCGGACGCAGCCCAUCGUGUUCGAGGUGUUCGGUCACUACCAGAAGCAGCCCUUCCCCCCGCUCUGCAAGGACGUCAUCAGCCCGCUGCGUCCGUGCAGGAGACACUUCCCCAGAGUCAUGCCCCUCUCCAAACCUGUCCCUGCCACCAAGCUGACAGCCAUGACGCGUCCCAGUGCCGGAGCCUGCCACUGUAAAUACGACCUGAUGGUUCUGUUUGAGAUCUGUGAGCUGGAGGCUAACGGAGACUACAUCCCAGCGGCGGUGGACCACAGGGGGGGCAUGCCAUGUCACGGCACCUACCUGCUGCACCAGGGCCUCCAGAGGAGGGUCACAGUCACCAUCGUCCACGAGUCCGGGGGCGACAUCGAGUGGAAGGACGUCCGGGAGCUGGUCGUGGGUCGCCUGCGUAACACCCCCGAGGCGGACGAGACCAUCAUCGACCCCAACAUCCUGUCGCUCAACAUCCUGUCGGCCGGCUACGUCAGGCCCACGCAGGACGACAGACAGUUUCUUGAUUCGGACAUGCCUAGGACCUUCUACCGGUUCGAGGCGGCCUGGGACAGCUCCAUGCACAACUCCCUGCUGCUGAACCGCGUCACGCCCUACGGGGAGAAGAUCUACAUGACCCUCUCAGCCUACCUGGAGAUGGAGAACUGUACCCUGCCCACGGCCAUCACCAAGGACGUGUGCAUGGUGUUCUACUCCCGGGACACCAAGGUGCCGGCCGCCCACACCAUCCGCACGCUGUUCGGCACGGGCAGCCUGCGGGCCACCGAGGGCAACCGUGUUACGGGCGUGUACGAGGUCAGCCUGUGUCACCUGGCGGACGCCGGCAGCCCAGGUAUGCAGCGGCGGCGGCGGCGUGUUCUGGACACGUCGGUGGCGUACGUCCGCGGCGAGGAGAACCUGGCGGGCUGGCGGCCGCGCAGCGACAGCCUCAUCCUGGAGCACCAAUGGGAGCUGGAGAAACUCAGCCUGCUGCAGGAGGUGGAGAAGACCCGCCACUUCCUUCUCCUCAGGGCCAAGCUGGAGUCCACCCUCCUGCUGGGCCUGGAGCCGCUGGCCAGCGUCACCGAGGAGGAGGAGGAGGAGGUGGAGGUGGCUCCUCCCAAGCCCCCUCAGGCCGACCGCGACCUGGACCCCCCCGACGCAGACUUCCACAGCGAGAGGCAGAGGGAGCUAGCCGCUAAGUGUCUGCGGCUGAUGACCCACUCCUUCAACAGAGAGUACAGCCAUGUGUGCGUCAGCGCGAGCGAGAGCAAGCUCUCCGAGAUGUCCGUCACCAUGCUGAGAGACUCCGCCUCCAGCUCCGCCCUCAACACCAUCACCCCGUCCACCACCUGCCCCUCCCUGGUCGAGGGCUCCUACACAGACCUCAGGCCCCCCUCGGCGCGCUCCCGGGCCCCCAGCCCGAGCCGCGAGGCCCAGCAGAACGGCGGAGAGAAGAAGACCGCGCCCCCCCGCAUCCGGAGGUUCGUCCCGGACAUCCAGGAGAUACGAGUCAGCCCCAUUGUGUCUAAGAAGGGCUACCUCCACUUCCUGGAGCCCAACACCAGCGGCUGGGUGAAGCGCUACGUGGUGGUGCGCCGGCCCUACGUCUACAUCUACAACACGGAGCGGGACUCGGUGGAGCGUGCCAUCCUCAACCUGUCCUCCGCCCAGGUGGAGUACAGCGAGGACCAGCAGGCCAUGCUCAAGACCCCCAACACGUUCGCAGUGUGCACGGAGCACCGGGGGAUUCUCCUCCAGGCCAACAGCGACAAGGAGAUGCACGACUGGCUGUAUGCCUUCAACCCCCUGCUGGCCGGGACCAUCAGGUCGAAGCUGUCCCGGAGAAGAGCAGGACCACUGAGGAUGUGAGGAGACUCAGGUCCCCACGGAACACAAAGACUGACCCUGUAGAAAGAUCUCACCCCACCUCCUCCUCCUCCUCACCUCCUCCUACACCACCACCACCGUCACCAACAACACCCGCACAUGCUCAGUUCCUUACCUGCCUUCUCAAGACCCUGAACCCCCGACCCCAUGACCCCUUGACCCCGUGUUUGUCAAGCCUUUUGCUGCUGCUGUUGUGUCGUUCUCUGGGUUGAGCUGACCUCCGUUCAAGGACCAAGGUACCAUUUCGCGGUUCGAUGUACGCUACGAUGUAUGCUACAGCAUCGCGGUACGGUGUACGCUACGAUGUACGCUACGAUGUACGCUGCAAUAUCGAGGUACAAUCUACGGUACAAUCUACGCUAUGAUCUAUGCUACGAUGUACGCAACAAUAUCACAGUACGAUGUAAGCUACGAUAUCGCGGUGCGAUGUACGCUACGAUUUCGCUGUACGAUGUACCCUACGAUAUCGCGGUACGAUGUAAGCUAUGAUAUGGCCGUAAGAUGUUAGCUACGAUAUCGCAGUACGACGCCGCGGUAGCGUGUGGUAGCGUGCGUCAGCGUGCCUUAGCGUGCGGUAUGGUAUGGCAUGUGCGGUGCCGCGAGGCAGCAGUUUGUCGUGUAAGGUUCCUUGCGUGUGGUGAUUGUAGUUGUUGUCCGCGACACUCUGAGCUUAACUUGUUCCUUCCUCUGAAAACAAAACAAAACAAAAAAAAAGCAGCAGCGAUUGUAUCCAUUACUUACGGCUGCCAUGGCGAUAAGAAUCACUUCAUUUGCAUAUCAACCGACGAUAAAAGUACGAAAUACUAAAAAAGUUCGGAUUCUUCUCCAUUAUGCUAGAACUACGGUAUAUACAGUGUUCAAACUGGUUUGCAUUAAAACAAAAUACUACAUUAUAGGGUUACUGAUAGAAAAAAAAAUACAUAUAUACAACACAGCUGAAUUUAUGACUUUAAAACUUUGUGUUUGACUUCGGGUUCAAAUGUGGGAUUGGAUAAUGUCCUAGUGUCAGAAGCCCUCCGUAAACUUGACCUCUGACCUCAGAUGUUGAGUGAGUUACAGGAGGUUACAGAAUGUUUUUGGUGAAACUGGAAGAAGCUUCUUCUCCGCUGUUCAUCCCUCAGUGGAAAAUCAUCAGAUUAAUCUCAAUACCUACCCCCCCCCCCUCUUUAUUCAUCAAUCUUAAAAUGUGAUAUAUUUAGGUAUCUUAACAGGUCUUAUUAUUUAUUUCUGCAUGUAUUUAUUUAUAAAAGGCAUUUAUAUUUCUAAAGUUGUAGUAACGUGCAAUUUCUGCACCCCGCACUUUUUAACAUGAGUUUAUUAAUCAUUAACACCCUCACCUCAUCCCCGACGCAUUUUAACCUCUUGAUCCACGCCAUGAGGAACACAGAAUUAUGCCCUCUGUCUUUGUGCUGAGAAUAACUUGAAUAUCAGACGCUCGCUGAAGACCCAGUCGAAGACGUGUUGCGACUAACGAGAGGACGUGUUCGUAGGUCAACUCCAGCGUAGAGAAACGUACCAAGCCUGUUCUGUGCGCUCUUAGGUGGUAGCCUACAGCCGGGGCUGCUGGGUAAUUUGAAUAGACGAUCAACGUAGUGCCUCUCUCUCUCUCUCCAACGUUGAAUCUCUUUCUACUCCAUCCUGCUCCUUAAUGUGGAUCAAACAGCUGUAGUCAGACUUGUGUUGAAUGGUUUCAUGAGUAUGUUUAUCAUGUGAGAGAUAUAGACACACUACUACUAUUUAUCGAUAUAUCAAUUCAUAUCGACAUGCAAAGAAAACACCAACUGAAUAGACCCCACAAUUUGGCCGAAGGGGAAUCUGUCCUCUAAAAGUGGAAGUUAAAAAGACAAAUUUAAUUAAUCUGUUAAAAAAAUGUGCGACGUUUUCAAUUUCUAAUUCCAUUGACGUUCAUCGCAUCACCACUCAGCCACCAGCCUGUCUCCUAUGCACUUUAGCAACGUCUCCGCAGUAGAAAUGUCAACUCAAGGCCUUUAAAUCACAACCUCCACCCGUGACUUCACCAUCCACCCUCGUACGUCCGGACGCGGAGCUGGAAGUAUCACAGUGGUCCUAGCGGCGAUUACUACGUCAAAAAAAACAUCCAAACCGUUGUGACGCUGUACCUCUCUGUGUAGAACACAUUUGGAAAUAGGACUACCGUAUGUUAGGUUUGAGGCGUUUCCAGACGGAGAGUUCUGGGUUUGAUCCCCAAUGUCCUCACUCGACCUGUAGGCAUCCCUGUGCACGAUGACCCCUGACCCCUACCUGCUCCCUAAUGACAUGUAUCUGGAUUCACUGUCAGCCAUUCUGGAUGAGAACGUCUCGUAGGCGACUAGUGAGCUAGGCGUUGAUACUUUCCAUGUCUUAAGAAGAAGUGAAUCAAAAGGCCCACCUGUGAUCUUGAUUCUCCUGUGUGAGGCACACCUUAAAUAUAGUCUGCUUACUGCCGCACACAUCUCUAGACCAGAGAGUACUUUAGUUCUCCUGCCACUCAACCUUCUGUUAUGAUUACUGCUGCUCAGUGCUACCUCCUCUGACGAGGAAAACGUGUGUUUAUGCUUCUUUGAUAUCUGAUACAGCGAUCGGGACGUCUAAAUGAUAUCCAAAUGACAUUCCAUUCUGUUCAUAUCACGGUCAGAGUCCUACCAGUUGAAAUGAAAAGCAAGAUCAAAAACGGGCAUUCAUUUUGUUUUUGUUUUAAAAAUAUCCAACACUUGACAGUUUUGAAAUACACUGAAUUCAUUGUUAAACAUUUGGUUUAUUAUUUGAACCACGGGAAUAAAUCCACUAGAUAGACCCAGUGUGUGGAUGCCACAUGGCUAAGUGCCGAUCGGUUGUCCUUUAGUGUCUUGUGCUUUUGUGUUUUUACUUUAUCCCCAAAGAUCCCCCCCCAUUGUGUCAGCCAUCUUGUUCUAGGUACAUCACUGAAUUUUCACACUGAAUGUAAAUCACUAUUUAACAAGGAACUCACUGCGUCCGUAUCGCAGUGUUUUCCUCCUGGUUUCCUGACGAUUGUAGGAGUGUGUGUGUGUGUGUGUGUGUGUGUGUGUGUGUGUGUGUGUGUGUGUGUGUGUGUGUGUGUGUGUGUGUGUGUGUGUGUGUGUGUGUGUGUGUGUGUGUGAG
Molecule: messenger RNA, 8205 nt
Organism: Gadus chalcogrammus (walleye pollock)
Lineage: Eukaryota; Metazoa; Chordata; Actinopteri; Gadiformes; Gadidae
Gene: kif1aa
Product: kinesin family member 1Aa
Exons: 47
Coding region: 1-5067 (1688 amino acids)
Biological process (GO): microtubule-based movement
Molecular function (GO): microtubule binding; microtubule motor activity; ATP binding
Source: RefSeq, a predicted model, not a curated record